Molecule: messenger RNA, 5743 nt
Organism: Girardinichthys multiradiatus
Lineage: Eukaryota; Metazoa; Chordata; Actinopteri; Cyprinodontiformes; Goodeidae
Product: homeobox protein Dlx3b-like
Exons: 3
Coding region: 713-1675 (320 amino acids)
Biological process (GO): embryo development; regulation of transcription by RNA polymerase II; epithelial cell differentiation
Molecular function (GO): DNA-binding transcription factor activity, RNA polymerase II-specific; RNA polymerase II cis-regulatory region sequence-specific DNA binding
Source: RefSeq, a predicted model, not a curated record
AAUAUGGGUGUUUCUCUGAUUAAUACUCCCUUUGACCUGUCAUUGCAGGUGGAUGACCAUGUCUUGGUAGGUUUGUGCUUGUGCCAUACUUGGGAUAUUGUUUUAUGAUCUAAUUCUGCUUCAAACCUUUCAAUAACCUUGUCCCUGUGUUCCUUGGUCUUCAUUGUGAAGUUUGUUCGCUUGUUCUCUCACUAAUUAUGUUACUUCUAAAGGCAGUUGCAUUUUUUAGCAUUCAAAUUUUUAUGCAUUAGUAGAUGUAAAGAUGUAAAUGUGGAGAGGUUCAAGCCACGGUGUUUUUGCAUGACACUGAAUGCCAAAGACGGUAAGAAACUUCUCUGCAAGUCAUGAACCAGCGGUUCAUGCACCGGCUUCAGGCUCAUGAAGAGGCUUAUGUACGUUUCUGCGGGGAGGAGAAGGGAGCCAGACAGGCGACAGUGAACACUGUCUUGGCUUUAGGGCACAGGCGCGGGAGCCAAUGAGAAGGAGACAUCCACUCCUCUCUGUCCUGCCUGGCUUGGCUCAGCUCGGCGCGCCCUGUAAUUAGGAGCUCUUGCUGGGUUGGGCGCCGCCCGCCACGGUGGACAGCCUGGCUGGCUGCUGCGUCAAGGGAGUUUGUGAACGCCAGCUCCACACUGACUGAGGGUAGCAGAAGUUUACAUCGAGCAGGGCCAAGUCCAAAGCAAACUGAAACAACUAAAGGCAUUAGUUUAAAAUGAACAGACAAUCGUCACCUGUCUUUGAGGAGAAGAAACCUUCCCUGCCCGUAGGUGUGGGGACUUCUGUCUCCACCAGGGACUCCCCUCCGACCCUGCCGGAGUCCACCGCUGACGCGGGCUUCUACAGCGGGCAGAGCGCGCUGCACGGCUCGCAGGACUUUUACGUAGCGCAGCAGCCGUACGGAGCUCCUCACAUGAACCCGUACACCUACCACCACUACAACCUGAACGGGAUGGCUCCCAGCGGCGCUUACUCAGUGGGCAAGGCGGAAUACCCGUACCCGCAUGCGGCAUACAGAGAGCACGGAGCGUUCGGCAGGGAGAUGCAGUCUGCGCUGCAAGAAGUGAAAGAGGAACCGGACCUGGAAGUCCGGAUGGUCAACGGGAAACCCAAGAAGGUCCGCAAACCCCGGACCAUCUAUUCCAGUUACCAGCUGGCCGUGCUGCAGAGGAGAUUCCAGUCGGCCCAGUACCUGGCUCUGCCGGAGCGGGCUGAGCUGGCUGCGCAGCUGGGCCUCACCCAAACGCAGGUCAAAAUUUGGUUCCAGAAUCGACGCUCUAAGUUUAAGAAGCUGUACAAGAACGGAGAGUUUCCUCUUGGGGAAAUACCUUGCGAACAUAGCCCAGAUGCCAGCGAUUCUAUGGCCUGCAACUCUCCUCCGUCCCCAGCUGUGUGGGACAACACUACCAGCAACAACAAUACAAAUGGCAGCAUAAGCAACAUCAACGACACAAAUAGCAGUGGCCUCAAGAAUAAUGCAUUGCUGGAUCCUGCCAGCAGAGGCCAGGGGCCGUAUCAGCCUCCAAUCAAUUCCUCUCCAGCUUACAUGGAUGGGUUUGCGCAGCACAACUGGUACCAGCAGCAGGGGGCACAUUUAGGUUUGGCACAGUCGGGCCAGAUGCACCACACACCACCUACAGGACCAUCAGAUACACAGAGUAUGCGAACCAUCUACUGAACCCAUGAAUCUGGACACUCAACAGCAUUUUGCCUGAAGCCCUGUGCUGAAAAACCAGAGGGAUAUUUUUUUUUCUUUUCAGAGGAAUUACAGCUUUGCUGUGACCCAAAUUACUUAACAGACAAGAGACACAAGAAAUGACUUGUAAAAACUACAAAUGGGGGCUGAUAAACAGUGUCCACUUCAAAUAUUUCCUCCACCACUCCCAUGUUCUACUCAAAACCUUGUGGGAGAUUACAUGGAUUGAAGUGUUUUGCACUGCUUAAGGUGGAAAGAUAAGAGGUGGGGAGAUAAGAUUAUGUGAAUUUUUUUUCUAUAUGAAAUGUCUCCAUAUUUAAUGUAGAAACCUUUAAUUAUUUGGUCAUUUAUAAAUUAUGUUCUGAACAUGUCCUCCGUCUUUUCCCUACUGAAACAACAUGCUACUGAAAAUCAUUGCAGGACUUUACCAACCAAUAAGACUAUUGAGGUAAACCCCUUUCCUAUCGGUGUAAAACAAGGACUUAGUACAAUUUUACUAUCUUCGUGUUAAACUAAGCUUAGACUGAUGUAACACUCAAAUGCUGAAUGAGUCUGAUACUCCACUCCUCUGUGCUUUGAGCAAUGUACAGCAACAACCUAGGCCAAACUGUGGUAAGUUUUAAAAAAAAAUUUUAUACGUCUCUGGUUCUCCCGUAUAGAAAUGCACUGCAAUCAAAGUUGUGUUGUGGGGAAUUGAGGUUGUGUAAUUAGGGAAAAGACCGUGCAACUGUGAGGCAAUUACUUGUAAUUACUACAAAGUUUAAUACGAGAUGCCGGAGAAAUCAGCUACUGACCCAUUUUCAUCUAGAAACUCUUCAUCAGAGACUCAAAAACCCAAUCUGUCCUUAUCAGAGAAUAAUCACAACACUCUUUGGUGUGGAGGUUGAUACUGAGGGAAGAAGACUUAAAGCUAAUAAUUUUCAGCAUCAGGGAGGUGUUUACAUUGACGUCAGAGAGAGCACAACAAUGUAAAACUAUGUUUUUUCACAACUUGCUGAGACAUGUCUGUAGAUCAUUCAGGCUGGGAGAGAGAGAGAGAGAGACUUCAGCAGACAACAGGAAGGCUGAACUUAUUAUCAAAGUUGUUCUGUUUUAUGUUUUCAGCGCUCCACCUAUGUUUGUCAUGGAGCAUGCUGGAACUGGAAAUGCUGGCAGCCUUUUGGAAAUCUUAAAGUUUAGGCUCUACAUCCUCUACACAGAUGUUUUAGGAAGAUUAGCUGAGGUUAUCACUAAGAUAAGAUGCUAAAUACUGAUUAAAAUCUAAUCUCUGAAAUCAUUUGGUCUGUUUUAAAAUAGCACAACCCUCUUUUACAGCAACAGCUCACUCGCUCAUGCUAUGUCUUCACCUCUACUUCAGCUUUGCAAAAAACAGACUGUAAAUCGCUACAAAUCACUGAUCAGUGUAUCCCGAAUUAUCAUAAACAAUGUGAAAAUGUUACUUUUAAUUUACUACAAAAAUGCUUAGUUACGGUACUUUCUUUUUGUUCAUUACAUAGUUGUAAGCCCUGGAUUUGUUUUCCAAUUAGGACAUUUAUCUUCUGGUGUUUUUCAAUCUAAGGAAUAUAUAUUGCUGUAUGAAAUCCAGAGGUCAGUGUUCAUCCAAUUCAUCCCAGGAAUAAUAGAUGACAAAUACUGAUGUGAGGAUGCACGGUGGCGGAGUUGGUAGCAUUGUUGCCUUGAAGCGAGAAGAUCCUGGGUUUGACUCCCGGCCGAGGGUCUUUCUGCAUGGAGAUUGCAUGUUCUUCCCGUGCAUGUGUGAGUUCUCAGCGGGUACUCCGGUUUCCUCCCACAGUCCAAAAACAUGACUGUCAGGUUAAUUGGUCUGUCUAAAUUGCCCUUAGGUGUGAAUGGAUGUCUGCAUGGUUGUUUGUCGUGUAUGUCUGUAUGUUACCCUGUAAUGGAUUGGGUGUUCCCUGCCUCUCGCUCGUAGACUGCUGGAGAUAGGCACCAGCUUCCCCGUGAUCCACUAUGGAAUAAGCGAUAUAGAAGAUGAAUAAAUGAAUGAAAAUACUGAUGGUAAAAAGCUUUGAAUCCAUGCUUUCCAGAUAUUACUCUAAUGUCUAACAACAUCUCCUUUAGAGACCUCUUUCUGGGCUACAUUGAUAAAAAAGUUAGCAUUGAUGAGAAGAUUCAAGUCAUGGUUAAAAUAUUUUCAUCCAUUCUGAUUCAUUUAUAAUUAUGUAAGUUUUAGCUACUACCUUUUCCUUUUGUCAGUUCAAAUUGUUUAUAUUUGUCAGUGUUAAAAUCGAAUCGACAUUCAGUUGAAUUGAGUUAUCACUUUCCUUAUAUGUGAUAACUCUGUUAAUGUCUUCAUUUAAGUUAAAUGCAGUCAGUUUGUCCCUCAGAUUUUGAAAUUUAUUUUGUAAGAAAGACUUCUGUCGCAAAAAUACCAUAGCGGUUCAUUCAAACACAGUUUUAUAAUUUUUUUAACUGAUGUGUGACAUCUGAAUUAAUGUAUUUUUGUUUUACUUAUUUCUUCAAACUUAGCAGUCUGUGCUAAAGUUUGAGGACUUUAUUUUGAACUGAAAAGGAAGUAGUUGGUGUGUUGCCCAGUCGUUUUCAACAGAGUCGACUAAUAAAGACUACCUGCUGGGCUCACUUGCAACACUCAUUCAAGAAAACCUUGACCACUAUUAAAACAUCUGUGUGGCAACGUCCUGGGUAGUUGGUAGAAAAAGGAAACAGUAACAGAGUGACAGACAAGAUAUGAAGAUUUGUAAGCACUGUGAGAAUACAGCGACUGGCUAACCUUUAGCCGCUAAUGACAUCAGCGUCUUAUUUUGAGAUAAACUAAUGGUUAUUUCACACAGGUUUCAUAUAAAUGUUCCUCUACAAAUUCUACACUAUUCCACACAAAUAUUCUGAGCUUUCUGGCACUUUUUCAUUAUUUUUUAACGUUUGAAUUCAAAAUGAUCUAAUCUGUAAUUAGAUCAUUCUGCACUUAUUACAUAUUCUGUAAAACAGUUUGUGAUUUGUGAAACCUUUACUCUAUUUGUAAAAAUUAAAGUAGAGAUUCUUAGAUUCCCCCAAAAUAUUGCAAAAGACCAGCUUAAUUUUUUUCUUGUGAAAUCAAUGUUGCAAAUCGCUGAGCUGGAAUAUCAUAACACUCCUCUUUGAACAGCAAUGAAAUUGUUGAUCUUUGCAAAAAUUACAUAUCUGCAUAGUUUCUCUGACCAUAUCUGUUUAUUUCACAGUGCAUGUUUGACACGGGAACACAAAAAAGAAAAACAUUCAUUCCCUGCUUUUUUAUACAAGGCAAUAACAGUUUUAGACCAGAGUUAUUUUAGGAUAAAAAAAAAGUCUGAAGCCGACAUUUAGCCAUUUUUGGAUCUGUAUGUGAUCACAGUAUUAUCUCCUCAGGAUUUAGGAGCAGAUAAAACCUAAGAUUGUCAGAUGUCUCCUACGUACCUUCUGUAAGAAAAAUAGUUUUUUACAGUCUACCCUGUUUCUUCAUUAACUAAUUUUACAACUGAAGAACUUCAAAGGUUUUCAUACAUACCAAAUGCCAAAAUGUGCAUUUGAGACUUUAAGAUGUUGCACCACUAGUAGAAUAUUUGUGUGACAUUAACAUCACCAGCAGAUUAACAGAACUAGUUAUGGCAUGCAAAACGAUUUAUUUUAAUUUUGCAGAACUCUUAUUUCAGGUGUAAACCUCAACACAGUAGAAUGAUAAUAUGUUAAUUGCCAAUUUGUAACUUCGAAACUGAAAUGUAUUAGAUCACCGUUACCUUGGUGACAUCGCAUCACAUUUUUCUUUUAUUUUUUACCUUGGAUUAACGACCUCUGGAGAAAUCAUCCAUCAUACCACUUUUUCCCCAUGCUCAGCAUAUGCUUAUUUCCAUGUAUUUUAUCACCCAAUUUGCCCUUAUCGGUGCAAAUAGACACAGGCUGAUCAAAGACAAAAUAAAAGCUGGAACCUAUUGCUAGAAAAUUUUGAAAAACUCAGGUUUUUAUUUAUACUUUCAAUUGUAAAUAUGAGAAAGUACAAUGCUAAGUGCCUUUAAGUAUUUUUUGUUUGUUUUUCAUUUAAUAAAAUUAACGUUUAAUGUA